AUGAAGGUCAAGAUAGUUUAUAAUAACGAAAUCCAUCUCUUCAAACAAUCAAACCCAACACUCCAAGGAAUCAGAUAACACAUCCAAAAGAUAUAUCCCAACAUCGAUUCCAACUUCACACUUGCCUAUAACGAUUCAGAAAAUGACCAAAUCACUCUGAGUUGCCAAGAAGAUCUAUAAGUCCUUAUUGAUGAAGGAACGCCAACUAUCAAAGUCUUUGUGUUAACCUCCAAAAAACCAUAAGAAUUCCCUCAAGGCAAGAUGGUUCAUAAGAGACAUACUUGCGAUGGAUGCUAUACAUACCCAAUCGUUGGAUCAAGAUUCAAAUGUCUCGAAUGUCACAAUUAUGACUUAUGUGAAGUCUGCCAAGCCAAAGGCCUACACAACAAUCAUAAGUUCUUUAAGAUAAGUACCCAAGAAGAAUUAGAAUAAUUCAGAAAGGAACAUUGGGGUAAAUUCGGACAUUGGGGUCAUGGAGGAUGUGGAUUUCAUAGAGGCGGACCUCAUGGACCUCAUGGACAACAUGGACCACAUGGUCAUCAUGGACCAUUUGGACAUGAAACAUUUAAACAAAUUAGAGAAUUCUUUUAGGAUCCUGCUUUCAAAGAAAUUAAGCAAACAGUAUGUACCAUUGCAAAGGAUACCUUUAGUGUAAUAAAGACAGAAUUGGAGAAACACAAGAACUCAAAAUAAGAAGAAUAAAAAUAAUAUGAGUGUAAUACAAAUGAUGUCCAAGAAACAUAAUAAGAAAUAUAAUAGGAACCAUAAUAGGAAAUUUAAUAAGAAAUAUAAUAGGAAAUUUAAUAAGAAACUAUUUCUUAAUAAAAUGAUUGCAAGAUUCAAGAGGAAUUUGAAGAGAAGGUUAAAGGAUUGAUUUAAGUGUUGUAAUGUGAUGAGAAAGUAGCCAGAGAAUAUGUUGAAUGCUUUAAGGGAUUCCCACUAGAUGAAAUUGUUGAUAUGUUAUUAGAGAAAUAAUGA
Paramecium tetraurelia is the source of this 978-nucleotide messenger RNA. RefSeq lists its product as uncharacterized. Gene Ontology annotation, molecular function: protein kinase C binding; zinc ion binding; K63-linked polyubiquitin modification-dependent protein binding. Gene Ontology annotation, cellular component: aggresome; amphisome. Gene Ontology annotation, biological process: aggrephagy; mitophagy; endosome organization. Lineage: Eukaryota; Ciliophora; Oligohymenophorea; Peniculida; Parameciidae. The record is from RefSeq and is a predicted model, not a curated record. The transcript has a single exon.